Molecule: messenger RNA, 2105 nt
Organism: Mercenaria mercenaria
Lineage: Eukaryota; Metazoa; Mollusca; Bivalvia; Venerida; Veneridae
Product: alkaline phosphatase, tissue-nonspecific isozyme-like
Exons: 4
Coding region: 1653-2018 (121 amino acids)
Biological process (GO): dephosphorylation
Molecular function (GO): alkaline phosphatase activity
Source: RefSeq, a predicted model, not a curated record
AAGCUAUGAAAGACAAAGGUCAGGGUCGUGUUAUACGACAAAAAUUCUCGCCGAAAAGAAAUAUUUAAAGCAAAAUCAAUGAAUAAAUAAGGAGCUUACCAUUCAUCAACACCCACGUCCGACAUCUUGACAUUUUCUUGCUGUACAUCAGGUCACGUGCUAUUAGAUCAAACAGAUAAUACUACAGUUAAACCUGUGUAUAAGGACAGCACUACGGAGAGGCAAUUAUAUACUUUAUUUGCAUAGGGUCUAAAAAUGUGUUUGGAUGUUACACUAAACUGCAGAUAUCAGAAAGAAUUAAGUGGUUUUUAAAGGGAAAGGCAAUGUUGUUUCGAUGUUAAUUCUAUCUGCUGGGAUUUCUUCAAUCAUUGAAAGAAGUGAAAGACUUAAAAAUGAGUUAUGAGCAUUUAGAUAUUUGAUCAAAAUGGCGGCCAUGUAGUUUCCAUGGCAACAAAAUUAAAUUGGCGGAUUUAUUAAAUUUAUAGACACAUAUUUGAUUUGUAUUUACUUAUUUCUGUAAGAUAAUUUCUCUAUUUUUUCCAGCAAUAAUGAAAGACGUAGCCAUGUUGUACAAUUUACACUCACGAGAAAUAUAAAAUUAAUCUAUUUUAAAGGUUAUUGGCUAAAUAAAGAAUUCAGCAGUGUGUUAUUGACGUCAUAAACACACAAAAUGGCUGCCUCCAUGAUCAGCAAUUUUCUUAAAUUUCAAACUGUCAUAUCUUUUUCAACAGAGGUUCGAUUUUAAUUUUUUUCAGCGUUAUGAAAGACUUUGGGGUGGCUUUCAGAUGAAAUAAACUUACUGUUAGGCUUUCCUUGUUCUUUAUAGCCAGCUGGUUUAUGAUAAGGUGGUCUUUAGCACGGAUUAGGUUGAUUCGUUGGUUUGUGACCGAAACUCAAUCAUGCACAUGGACAUUUCUUUAUAAGGAUUAUCAACGAACUGUAUAACUUUGGAUGUUAUUUAAAUGUAAAUGUUUAAGCGGCGCCUAUAAUAUGAUGAUGCAGCUGGGCAGUGAUAAAACGCCGGAAUACACAAUCUAAACACACUUGUACGUCACACACACCUGCCCUGCCUCUAGCUGUUUCAUAAUUUAGAACCUUUUUACAGUCAUUCUCACCAAAUACGAGAAUCUUUCAAAUUGCUUUUCUGCAUAGAUAGCAUAUAGUUUACGCCCAGCAAACGUCCGAGAAAUAUUCGCUUUCGCGGUUUAACCGUCACCUCAAUGCUAUGCAGUCUAAACAUCUACGUUAAAGAUUCUUAUGUUUAUAUCCGUCAUAUUAUCAAAUUUCAGCAAAGAAAGGACCUGAAAUAAAGAAAUGAGAGCAUAUUUCCGCGUAUUUAUGGAACACCCCUCGAACGUUAAAGAUUGAAAGCUGUCUGACAUUACCAGUUCAGCGAAAACUUGAGAAACAAUGGACUAUAGGCGACUUAUACUAUUUACUGUAUCAACGGUCGUAGUAUAUUUGAGCCGCGCCAUGAGAAAACCAACAUAGUAGGUUUGCGACCAGCAUGGAUCCAGACCAGCCUGCGCAUCCGCGCAGUCUGGUCAGGAUCCAUGCUGUUCGCUUUUAAAGCCUAUUGGAAUUGGAGAAACUGUUAGCGAACAGCAUGGAGCCUGACCAGACUGCGCGGAUGCGCAGGCUGGUCUGGAUCCAUGCUGGUCGCAAAGCCACUAUGUUGGUUUUCUCAUGGCACGGCUCAUUUGGCAAACGCACUCACUGCACCAAAUAUUCCACCUGGAGAAAAAGACCCAUUGUUUUGGAGGAACUUGGCAAAGGACAGAAUACAAAAGAGAAAGCAACAAGUGGAAAUCAACAAAAUAGCAAAGAACUUGAUAUUGUUUAUCGGGGAUGGUAUGGGUCCAACAACAGUUACGGCAGCUAGAAUACUCAGGGGACAACUGAACAACCGCCCAGGAGAGGAAAGUGUGCUUGCCUUUGAGGAAUUUCCCAAUGUAGCAUUAUCUAAGACAAAACCGCUGGCUCAGCAGGGACCGCUACUGCCAUACUUAGUGGUGUGAAAACUAACUAUUUUAUAGUAGGUCUUGAUGGCCGGGCAACAGUGAGCGACUGUUUCAGCGCAGAGGGAAAAGAAGUAGAAACGUUAG